Molecule: messenger RNA, 908 nt
Organism: Aspergillus novofumigatus IBT 16806
Lineage: Eukaryota; Fungi; Ascomycota; Eurotiomycetes; Eurotiales; Aspergillaceae
Exons: 2
Coding region: 105-908 (267 amino acids)
Biological process (GO): regulation of DNA-templated transcription
Molecular function (GO): DNA-binding transcription factor activity
Source: RefSeq, a predicted model, not a curated record
UUUGCGUAAGCCAUCGGUGGAUUAUCCUCCCGCACUGACCCGCCAUCCACACUACAUACUUUUAUCCGAUCCCGAGUAUACGGGUAAUGGAAUAACGACAGACCAUGUCCAUCAAAAUGCAGAGCCGAAAGCCAGACGCAAAGCCCAAGUCAAAACGAAUCAUCACCCCCGCUCGCCGGGACCAGAAUCGUCGCGCGCAGAGGGCUUACCGGCAACGACGGAGAGAGUGGACCGAAAAGCAGAGACAGGUUGGUUCAAGGGAACUGAGACCUGCGCCUGUGCCUAUCCCGAAUGAUACUCCGACGAAAAGUCUGGAUGUAGCUAGUAAGACCCUGCCGGCUACGCUGACGGUAGACCAUUUCUUCCGUCCACAUAAUCCGUCUAGCAAAAGGGAUAAGGAAGAGACCAUCAGAGACGAAGUUCCACCACCCCUAUUCACCACAUACACCCUCCUCCUCACAGCCUGCGUCUACAACGCGGCAGCCCUGGGCAUCAGCAUCGACCAGUUCUCCAGCUACAACUGCAUGUCGCUGUGCUCGCCUUUCUACCGGCCCUACACCGCCAUGUCGGCCGAUCCAUCAUCCCUCCUGGCUGCAGCUACAGUUACUCGCCCAGUUAUGCCGGUUCAUCUCCGCCCGACCCUCCCCCAGAUUCUCUUCCCGCAUCAUCCGCUUCUUGAUCUCCUUCCGCUGCCGGGGCUGCGAGCAAAAGCGAUUACCUUUGCUGCUACCGCGCCAUCUCUCCUCGAUGCGGUUGAGUUUAAACAAGAUAUUGUCGAGAGGGGAGGGAUCGUAUGUUCGUCUGAGUCUGUGGGAGGUAUGCAGCCGUGGGACAUGCGUGCUUGGACUAUUGCACCGUGGUUUAGGAGGAAGUGGCGGGUACUCUCCCAAUCUGAAGAUCUCGCAUAA